GGGUCAUUUGUUUUGCACGUCGGUGCUCUUAUCAGCUGUUUCACUUUUCCGAUCAGUUUCGUUUCUCUCUCUCUCUCUCUCUCUCUCUCUCUCUCUCUCUCUCUCUCUCUCUCUCUCUCUCUCUCUCUCAGUGUAACAUGUUCACACUACACUGUAACCGAACAGUCUACAGAAUGGCGAACAGAUCUAUGUCCCGUUUAACACAGUGGUGUUCCCGAAUAUUUAUGGUGGAAAUCAACCAGAAGACUGAACCGAUUUAUUUCUCUUUAAGCUCAACACCUGUAAGUGCUGGCAAUAAGGAUUUGGAGGCAGUGUUGGGGAACGGGAAACUGUUAGCUGUGUACGCGCUUGGCGACGCCAGAGUUCCGAGAGCGCGCUCGCACACGCACCUUAAACGCGCACUGACUCAAGACCUUCCGCCGGGAUGCGACCUUUUAAACACCGCGUCUUUUCUCCCUGACGUCAAAAACUCGCUCGUAAAUGGAUUCUUCUUGCGGGAUAACUCUGUACUGUCAUCUUCGGAGCGAAUUGUAACUCAGCUCAGACAGAAAGCCUCAGUUUGUGUGUUCACUUACACACGCGAACAGAACGGAGUGUAUCUCUGCUCAGAUGUGACCGACGACAGAAGUUAUUACGUCACAACUGCUCCAGCACCACUACGUCAUCCCUCAACACUGAACAUUAUAAACUCAGACGUGUUCUACCAAAUGAAAGAUGCUUACAAAGUGCUUCAAGAGUGUAUUGAUGUCAUACCAGAAUCCAAGGCAGUGUUAGAGCUAGUGGAGGAGCAACAGCUGGAGCCAAACAGCAGUCAGGAUGAAAGCUUUCCAAUCAUUGUUAUAGAGGGACUGGAUGCUACAGGUAAAACUACUCUUACCUUCAGUCUACAAAAGGCCUUGGGUGCAGUUCUACUAAAGUCCCCUCCUCAGUGCCUAGCUGACUUCAGACCACGCUUUGACACAGAGCCACCACUUAUUCGCAGGGCAUUCUAUGCCUUAGGGAACUACAUCACUGCAGCACAGAUAGCCAGAGAGUCAUCAUAUGCUCCUGUGAUUGUAGACAGGUACUGGCACAGCACCGCAGCAUAUGCGAUAGCCACUGCAGUGAGUGGGCGAGAGGAGAACCUUCCAGCUGUUGGCUCAGAGAUCUAUGAGUGGCCCUGUGACCUGCUGAGGCCCAGCCUGGUCCUGCUGCUCAGCGUAAGCCCUGAGGAGAGGCUGCGCAGACUUUCACACAGAGGCCUCGACAAGACAGAGGAGGAAAGCCAGCUGGAGAUCAAUCACCUGUUUCGUCGCAAAGUUGAUGAAGCCUACAGGAGAAUCCAGAACCCUGCUUGUAUCGUCGUGGAUGCCAAUCCCAGCCCAGAUCAUGUGCUCAAACAAGUGCUCGGUUUAAUUAGAAACAAAAACAACUUGCAAUUCCCAGGCCUGUAGUGAGUUUCCUUUGAGGCAGCAAUACCUGAUAUUUCCACUAGAUGAUAGUAUAAUCCUAACUUUUCACAAAUCGUUUCUCUAAUCCUCACCGAAACGUUCACAUUUUCUUUGCAUUGGCCGCACCAGAGGUUGAUGGCUAAUGGCCAGCAGGCAUCAAAUUCCUGUAUCCUGACAUGUCACAACCUGUUCACUUCCCACAGAGUAACACUGAUGACACGAGAGAGAAAGUUAUUAUGAAUGCUGGGACAAGAUGUCAACUCCCAUACACAGGGUUAUAGCCUUGCAUGUUCCAUACGCUCAGUGUUAUGUUUUUCCUCUCACACCGGAGCAUAGGAACUGAACCGAAGGGCUCAGUGAAUUCAUCAAUCACCUCAAUUAGAUUUCUGCACAAGGGCCCAUUGUUGGUCAGUGCAGCAUUCAGUCCUCGGAGAGCUCAGAGAGCACGCCACAUUAAGAGCUAUCAGGGCCUCGUGGGCCAGGAAAUUCCUCCAGUUGUAGGUGUUUCUGAGCAUUUAUAAAGAGCAAUCCCGUAGGAACGUCAUUUUAUUUCUCCCUGCUGUUUAGUGUGGGACAUACUUUCCACUCAUGUCCAGUUGAGUUCUAUACAACACAUACUUUUUAAAAUUGUUCAGAGAAAGUUAUAUAUUUACUGUUUUUUUUUUUAAUAUAUUGGAAAAUUCCCCACCAUGGAAAUGCAACACAUAACCCUUUAACAGUGCACAUAACCGAUAUAAAUGCUCUUCCCUCUAAGACAAGAAGUAAACAGCUUAGGAUUCUUUGCUGACUAAAAUAUUUGCGAGUAUUAGCUUUUACUUCUUCAUGUAUUCCUCAUUUGUUUAUUUCCAUUGCAAUGCAGUUCCAACCCAAAAUAAUCAAUGUACAACUAAUAAUAAACAAACAAAUUGUAA
This is a messenger RNA of Tachysurus vachellii, 2341 nucleotides long. RefSeq names its product cytidine monophosphate (UMP-CMP) kinase 2, mitochondrial (gene cmpk2). The transcript has 5 exons. Gene Ontology annotation, cellular component: mitochondrion; cytoplasm. The coding region runs from base 138 to 1433 and encodes 431 amino acids. Lineage: Eukaryota; Metazoa; Chordata; Actinopteri; Siluriformes; Bagridae. Gene Ontology annotation, biological process: dTDP biosynthetic process; dUDP biosynthetic process; dTTP biosynthetic process. The record is from RefSeq and is a predicted model, not a curated record. Gene Ontology annotation, molecular function: ATP binding; dTMP kinase activity.